UUCAUCAAUUCAAAGUAAAUCCAAUGGCAAGGAGCACCCCAUUCAUCUUCCUCAUCACUCUCAUCUCCUCCUCAACUUUAGCAAAGGCGACCUACAACAUUGUGGAUUUCGGAGCACAGCCCGAUGGGCUAACCGACUCAUCCGGCCCAAUUACGAGCGCAUGGGCCAAGGCCUGCAGCUCAGUGAGGCCCGCUUCGGUCUACAUACCGGUCGGAACCUUCUAUGUCAGUAGGCUUACGCUGAAAGGCCCAUGCAACAACACCGAUAUUCGUAUCUACAUCCACGGCACUCUAGUUGCUCCUGUAGGUUACAAUACAGAUGACCGUUGGAUCGGUAUCCAGUUUGUCGACGGCGUAUCGGUCUACGGCGGCGUGUUCGACGGGCGAGGACAGCGGUUAUGGAGCUGCAAGCUCGCCGCCGGGUACAGCUGCCCUUUAGGCGCCACGGUGAGUUUAAAAAACCCGUUACAGAUUCUAACGAUCGGGCCGAUGGAUUACGAGCUAACAAUAUGCGUAUAUAUGUUUGCUCAGUCGAUAGCGAUCAGUCGCUCCCGGAUGGGAGAAGCCGAUCAAGUUACCAUCACCGGAUCCUACAUCAGGACCGGGGACGAUUGCGUCUCUAUGGGCCCGGGGUCCACUAACGUUUGGAUCGAGGGCAUCCACUGUGGGCCAGGCCAUGGUGUAAGCAUUGGGAGCCUAGGGAGCACAGCGCAGGAGCCAGGGGUGCAGAACGUAACAGUCAAGUCUGUCGUGUUCACUGGGACUCAAAACGGUCUGAGGAUCAAGACGUGGGCCAAGCCCAAUACUGGAUUCGUGCAACGAGUUAAUUUUCAGAAUGCGAUCAUGAGGAACGUACAAAAUCCCAUAAUCAUUGAUCAAAGCUAUUGCCCGGGAGCAAUUAAUUGCCCCACUCAGAGCUCGGGCAUUAGGAUUAGCCAGGUGACGUACAGCAAUAUUCAAGGAUCGUCGGCGACUCCGGUGGCCGUAAAAUUCGACUGCAGCCCGAGCAACCCGUGCAACGGAAUCGGACUACAGAACGUGAAUCUCACUUACGGCAGGACCCCCGCGCAGUCUCUUUGUAGGAAUGUUGCCGGGAGUACUACUUCUGGAAUUGUAGUUCCACCAAGUUGCUUCGGGACUUGACGUAAAGGAGGGAAAGUUUGGGGAGGAGAAUGUAAAAAUGACGCAUAAUAGAGUUUGAUAAUUAAGCACGUGUAAUUUAGAGAGGGAGAAGCGAAAUGUAAUGUAAUGUAUCACGAUGUAAAAUGUAUUAUAAAUUG
Asparagus officinalis (garden asparagus) is the source of this 1279-nucleotide messenger RNA. Its product is annotated as polygalacturonase-like. The record is from RefSeq and is a predicted model, not a curated record. The transcript is spliced from 3 exons. Gene Ontology annotation, biological process: carbohydrate metabolic process. Lineage: Eukaryota; Viridiplantae; Streptophyta; Magnoliopsida; Asparagales; Asparagaceae. The coding region runs from base 24 to 1142 and encodes 372 amino acids. Gene Ontology annotation, molecular function: polygalacturonase activity.